AUUUAUUUAUAAAAUGCAAUGUCUGAGAAUUUGCGUCAAUUAUCAGGAGAGUUUUACGAAUUCAAUAUACUUACAGAUUAAUGUACGUUUGUACUUUUCUAUGUAAGUAGAUUAAAGAAAUGGAAAAGAAAGAAGAUAACGAACAAAACAGUAAAAAAGAGUGUGCGAGUGGGAUGGACACACAAAAUGGUAGUAUUAUGAAUUGGGGGAGAAUGCAUUUGCAAUCAUUUUUAUCUGUAUUAUCUUCCAAGGAACUUGGUCCAGGAGAAGUUACAGCUAUUGCGAUGAGUUUGGUUUUUGGUAGCUUUGUAAUUGUUCUACCAUACACUGUCAAUCUAGUUGGCUUACCGAUAUGGAUAAUAACCUUCAUAGUUGUUAUACUACUUGUGAGUUACUCGAAUCACCUAAUGAAUGAAUCCUGCUUGCGAAUGCUCGAGGAAUAUAAGGGAGAGGAAUUCGUACGAGCACCACAGAUGAAAAUUGCAAAAUUGGCCGGUGGGAAUGCUUUUCAAAAGCUUGUUGUUGGAGCGCUAUACACGAAUUUUGCAUUUUUUGCUAUAUCCUUAAUUUUGGUUGCAUCCACAGUACUUGGUGAAAUAGUUUCGGUACCUGGAAUAUCUGAGAUAAACAGCGUGAGAUGUUGGGUUGUAAUUUCCACAGUGUGCAUUUUCCCUCUUGUACAGCUUGGAUUUUACAAGGACUUAAAGCAGAGUGCCUUUAUUGCUCUGACAACUUCAUACAUGGCUUUGCUAGUCAUUCUUUGUACGAGUGCUUACAUAUUGUUAAUAGGUAAAAUACCUACUGAAAGUGACAGCAAAUAUAUUCACCCUUAUCCUGGAAAUGUUUUCAGAGUAUUUGGUACCGUAUUUUAUGCUGUUGGAGGCAUUACAGUGACGACUCCUGAAAUAAUUGUUUUUGCAAAUGAGCCAAAGAAAAUGGACCAGAGUAUUUUUGUCGCAUACACCAUGUUGACAGUCAUUUAUAUGGGGUACAGUAUCAUAAUGUAUGGAGUAUUUCGAGGAAGUAUGAAGCCAACGACAACUGCCACUUUGCUGCAAGCUAUUGAAUUGAAUGGAAACGCAGCAAUCCCCAGAACGUGUAUCUUUAUUGUCCAGUUGGGAAUAAGUCUGCAUUUUAUGUUAGCAGCUGUUCUGUUUUUAAAUCCUUUAUUUACAAAUAUAGAAUCAAACUUCAAAAUGCCUGUAGAGUUUACCUGGAAAAGAUUUGUUCUUCGAUCUUGUGUACUUCUGGCUGUUACAACUGUGUGUCUACUUCUACCCAACUUUCAAUCCGUCGUUUCUUUAAUGGGCGGUACAGUGUUGGUUCUUUCUUCAACAAUCCUUCCCAUUAUUAUGUAUGCAAGGCUCCACGAGUUAACUACAUCGAAAAAGAUAUUUUUGUUUUUUGCUUGCUUAUUUGCUGCUGUCUGUAUGGUUGGAAAUUUUGUCGUGUCGACUCAAGAUAUGGUCAAUGGAGUUGCGUUGUCAUAAUAGAAUUCGUAGGGAACUUUUUAUUAAAUAGUCCAUCACCUCGAAUUUCGAAAAUGAUCCUGAAAUUAAGCUAGAAAAUUUAGUAGAAAAAACACGCAGGUGAGACAUGCGUUGUAGCUACAAUGUUUAGAUGGCUAAUCAUGAAAUUUAUACCAAAUGGAGUUAAAAUGAUUAAUCUACAUAUAUCAAGUUGGAAUUGAAAAUGUAAUUAAGAAAAUCAAUACGAGAAAUCCAACAAGAAACUUGUUGUUGUAAUUUUAAUUUGAUUUUAUGUCUUGUCACUGGCCACAAAAAAAUGCGGUGAGGAACAAAAGCUACUUCGGCGACAGAAGUUUACAUUUUCAGUAAUUUUCGAAAAUUUGUUACAAACGCCUGAAAAAAUUGCCUCAUGUCCCUACAGCAUGUCAUAAACAGACUACAGGAUCUAAUGUUUAAUUUGCGGACCACAAAAUAAAAAAAAUGUGAAACACGGAAAAUUGUGACCAAACUAUGUUUUGUGAAUAAAAAUUUGGUGUCAUAAUUUAAAUUUAACAAGGAGUUUAAAAGAACUACUAUAAAUUAUUUUUCUUAAAAAUAGAAAACAUGCGUAAAGUUUUUAAUGCCAUUAAUUGAGUAAGGAGGUAGUAUGCAAAAUUACCUAGUAUGUAAGCGCAUAGUAUGUAAGCGUCCUUGUCCUCAGGGAUUCUUGUCUUUUCGAUAGGGAUGUCAAGUCUUGACUUUAUAAAAUGAUAGAAGAGCUUUCUGCCUUGCUAGCGUCAAAUAACAAAGAUCGACCCAACGACAGUUUUUAUUAGGGCUUGGUGUGUGUGAAGGACGGAACGUAGUUAGAGAAAGUUAUAACUUUCUGACCCAGCAGCAACAAGUGUUAGAUAACGUUUGGGAGAAAAAACAGCGGCUUUCAUUGACUUCACGUCGUUUUUAUGAAACUACACAGAAGAAAUUCCUAGCAAGGAUUCAAAAAGUUAUUUUUAUGCAAAAAUUGCUCGAAACAACUAGAGUUGUUCGAUUUGUUAUACCUAUUCGGAAACGCAAAAACAGUCUGGUAACGGGAUACUUCGAGUUAUAAGGUCAGUUAAUUCACAACCAGUGGUCAUUUCUGUUUUUUGUUGAGUAUCGUGAGGACCAUAUAUUUUAGGAUCAAACAUGUAAUUUACGAAAUAUAAAGAAAAUUUGACCGAAAAAAUAGCGACAUUGUAUUAUACUCACAGUACAGAUAAAAUAAGGACCAGACGUGUAAUUUUUUGAUA
Molecule: messenger RNA, 2737 nt
Organism: Hydractinia symbiolongicarpus
Lineage: Eukaryota; Metazoa; Cnidaria; Hydrozoa; Anthoathecata; Hydractiniidae
Exons: 2
Coding region: 120-1490 (456 amino acids)
Biological process (GO): amino acid transmembrane transport
Cellular component (GO): vacuolar membrane
Molecular function (GO): amino acid transmembrane transporter activity
Source: RefSeq, a predicted model, not a curated record